This is a messenger RNA of Knipowitschia caucasica, 1224 nucleotides long. The record is from the annotation of a GenBank genome assembly. NCBI's taxonomy places the organism in Eukaryota, Metazoa, Chordata, Actinopteri, Gobiiformes, Gobiidae.
AUGAGUGGAGCAGAUGAAGACAUGGACCACCACGACAGAGAGAGCUUUGGAGAGGAGGAGUCAGUAGAAGGAGUGACAGAGGGCAUUGGAGAGGAGGAGACGGUGGAAGGUGAGAUGGAGAGCAUUGGAGAGGAGGAGUCGGUGGAAGGAGUGACAGAGGGCAUUGGAGAGGAGGAGACGGUGGAAGGAGUGACAGAGGGCAUUGGAGAGGAGGAGACGGUGGAAGGUGAGAUGGAGGGCAUUGGAGAGGAGGAGACGGUGGAAGGUGAGAUGGAGGGCAUUGGAGAGGAGGAGACGGUGGAAGGAGUGACAGAGGGCAUAGGAGAGGAGGAGACGAUGGAAGGUGAGAUGGAGAGCAUUGUAGAGGAGGAGUCGGUGGAAGGAGAGAUGGACAGCACUAGAGAGGAGGAGACGGUGGAUGGAGAGAUGGAGAGCACUGGAGAGGAGGAGACGGUGGAUGGAGAGAUGGAGAGCACUGGAGAGGAGGAGACGGUGGAUGGAGAGAUGGAGAGCACUGGAGAGGAGGAGACGGUGGAUGGAGAGAUGGAGAGCACUGGAGAGGAGGAGACGGUGGAUGGAGAGAUGGAGAGCACUGGAGAGGAGGAGACGGUGGAAGGAGAGAUGGAGAGCACUGGAGAGGAGGAGACGGUGGAAGGAGAGAUGGAGAGCACUGGAGAGGAGGAGACGGUGGAAGGAGAGAUGGAGAGCACUGGAGAGGAGGAGACGGUGGAUGGAGAGAUGGAGAGCACUGGAGAGGAGGAGACGGUGGAUGGAGAGAUGGAGAGCACUGGAGAGGAGGAGACGGUGGAUGGAGAGAUGGAGAGCACUGGAGAGGAGGAGACGGUGGAUGGAGAGAUGGAGAGCACUGGAGAGGAGGAGACGGUGGAAGGAGAGAUGGAGAGCACUGGAGAGGAGGAGACGGUGGAAGGAGAGAUGGAGAGCACUGGAGAGGAGGAGACGGUGGAGGAAGAUGAGACCCUGAGAUACCCGUGCCCAAAGAAGGAACCAAAGUCCCCGUUUCCCCAAAAAGAAUCAAAGUCCCCGUUGCUUCAAAAGGAGCCGAAGUCCCCGUUGCCCCAAAAAGAACCGAAGUCCCAGUUGCCUCAGAAGGAGCCGAAGUCCCUGUUGCCCCAAAAAGAAUCAAAGUCCCCAUUGCUUCAAAAGGAGCCGAAGUCCCUGUUGCCCCAGAAGGAUCGCAAGUUCUCCCCAAGAAAUCAAAGGUAA